UCGAGACUGAUAGAGAUGUUUAGGGUUUCUUGAGGUUCCAAGUUUUGGCCAUCAGCGUGACAGGGUAUAUAUAGAGAGAUCAUAGGGAUAUUUAUAUACACACAAUGAUGAUAGAUUAGUUAGCUUAGGGUUGAAUCGGGACUGUUAGGGAAUAUUGUUAUUACUGAAUGCAUGAAGAAAAUUCCACAAAAGCUAAAGUUAAACAAAUUAAUCUAAUGGGAGACAAAAGUGAGCACAGUGAAAUGAUAUUACUAUUAUUCUUGAGAUGAAAUGUCAUAGUCAUUCUUUAAGGGACAUACCCUCUCCUCCUCUUCCUGUUUAUUAAUUGUUCAUUUGUUAUUAUUACACUUUGUCUUUUGCUCUUUCUCCUUCCUCUCCACUAAAAUUUUUCUCUUUUUUCCCCCUUUUUAUUUGUUUGUUUGGUUUCUUUAAAUUCUCAGCUUCUAUACAAAUCUUUCUCAAUUAUAUUCUUCUUGAAAUUAGGGUUUCCUCUUUCUUUGAGAGGGCUAAAACCCUAAUAUAUCCUUCUCAUUGACUAAAGAGUUAAGCCUACUCUGUCUACUUUGGAAGCGAUAUUCAAAGGGUAAGAAAAAAGCCCUUGAAAGAGGAAGACAGAUACAAGAUCCUCAAAGAACCUGAAGAUCUAAAGGCAGGUUGUAAGAAACCAAUAAAAGAAAGAACAUGGCGUCGUCAUCAAACUCAUACAACUCACCAUGCGCGGCGUGCAAGUUUCUUCGCCGGAAAUGCAUGCCGGGAUGCAUAUUCGCGCCAUAUUUUCCACCGGAGGAGCCACACAAAUUCGCCAACGUCCACAAAAUCUUUGGAGCAAGCAACGUCACGAAGCUCCUCAAUGAGCUCCUCCCUCACCAACGUGAAGACGCAGUCAACUCCUUAGCCUAUGAGGCCGAGGCACGUGUCCGUGACCCAGUCUAUGGCUGCGUCGGAGCCAUCUCUUAUCUCCAGAGACAAGUCCAUAGGCUUCAGAAGGAGCUCGACGCAGCUAAUGCUGACUUGGCACAUUAUGGUUUGUCCACAUCAGCCGCCGGAACACCUGGCAACGUCGUGGACUUGGUUUUCCAGCCUCAGCCGCUUCCGCCGCAGCAACCGCCUCCGUUGAAUCCGGUUUAUAGGCUUUCGGGGGCGAAUCCGGUGAUGAGUCAGAUGCCACGUAGCACCGGAGGGUCGUAUGGGACUUUUCUUCCUUGGAACAAUGGUCAUGAUCAGCAAGGUAACAUGUGAGAUUUUAUAAAUUAUGUGUACUCAUUCUCUCAUCUCUCUCUAUAUUUAUGUGUGUGUGGUACGAAUACGAUAUUAUUUGUUUAAUGCAUGGACUGUGUGUGGGAUAUUAUUUCCUAGCGAAUUAUAAAUGCAUAAACUGUUCUUA
This is a messenger RNA of Arabidopsis lyrata subsp. lyrata, 1384 nucleotides long. RefSeq names its product protein LATERAL ORGAN BOUNDARIES. The record is from RefSeq and is a predicted model, not a curated record. The transcript is spliced from 2 exons. NCBI's taxonomy places the organism in Eukaryota, Viridiplantae, Streptophyta, Magnoliopsida, Brassicales, Brassicaceae. The coding region runs from base 682 to 1239 and encodes 185 amino acids.